Orbicella faveolata is the source of this 874-nucleotide messenger RNA. Its product is annotated as protein crossbronx homolog. Gene Ontology annotation, molecular function: nucleic acid binding. NCBI's taxonomy places the organism in Eukaryota, Metazoa, Cnidaria, Anthozoa, Scleractinia, Merulinidae. The record is from RefSeq and is a predicted model, not a curated record. Gene Ontology annotation, biological process: DNA integration.
UUAGCUUGGUUUUAGAAUAUUUCAAAAAUAAACCGAGCGCUUUUGAGACAUUUAUGGGCAGUGACGAACAAUGGAAACUUGAUGCCAUCACAUUCCAUUGGAUCGGUUUGACUGGCACGCAUUUGCACGGUCCGACAGUGAGAGAGUGGUCGACGUCUAAAGACAAAUCCAUUAGAAUUUAAGCAUUUUGGAUACUUAAGAGGCCUCUGUUAUGCCUUCAAUAAGCCCUGUUCACUCACGUAGCGUGGAAGAUGAAGAAGAAAGAGGUGAUCAAAUCCAUAAAAUGGUUAGCCUUCGGAAAUCACGUUCUCCUGGUUCAACGUUGAGUGAGAGACUAAAAGCCGCACGGAAACUGAUCCCAUCGUAUCCUGGCAGAGCAAAAUUAGUACGGUCUGUUAGUGAAAGCAGCGGAUUAACAUUAACAACAAACGACGAGAGAAUCCGUUCCAAAGCAGAAACAGAGAGUUGCGCAACGAUUCAAGACUUUCGUACGUUCUUCCGCGAACAUGCCAUCAUCAUGGAAUUCAAACAUUUGGGCCAAAAUCCAGUUGGUGGAGUGUAUGUAAUGCCAUCACUGAAGUCACUACAAGUCUGGCAUGGGAUAAUAUUUGUGAGAGUAGGACCUUACAGACAUGGCAUCUUCCGAUUUGUUGUUAUACUUGAAGAUGAUUUUCCUCAAAGCCGACCUCUUUUGAAAUUUACUACAGCAGUCUUCCAUCCUCAAGUCCAUCCAGCUAAUGGUGUACUUAACUUGGAUAGUCAUUUCCCCCUGUGGCAAAGAGGUAAAAACAACAUAUGGUGAGUAAUAUUGAGCUUUAUUAUAUAAACACCAGUGAAAUACCAGGAUUUUUCCUUUUACUAAAAAAUCAUAUCU